Echinococcus granulosus is the source of this 633-nucleotide messenger RNA. RefSeq lists its product as hypothetical. The record is from RefSeq and is a predicted model, not a curated record. NCBI's taxonomy places the organism in Eukaryota, Metazoa, Platyhelminthes, Cestoda, Cyclophyllidea, Taeniidae. Bases 1 to 633 code for a protein of 210 amino acids. The transcript has 6 exons.
AUGAUACUUUUGUUAGGUUUUUUCUUUAUCAAUAAUGUUGUCUGCAUGCCAAAUCUGAAAAUUAAUCUCUGUUCUUAUAAAUUAACACAGUUGGGAAAACUCAGUCGCAUAAUGGAGUAUUUGAGGCAAAAAGUUCUUGUAAGGCAUUCUUUUUAUUACCUGAAUUCUAUGAGUUUUUGUGGUAAUUUAAAGGCUGCAGAGUCUGACUCUGGUAUAUGUGUAGUGCGAUGGGCCAAAUUUAGGCAACUACAAAUAAAGAAACUGGCAUAUCCUCCUGAUAUUGACCUCUCUUCACAUAAAAGCAUCAGACCUCUAGUUGAUCUUGGCCUUUUCUUGGCACUGGACAAACAUGCAGCUCCGAAUAGGCAGUUGAGAAAUAGCCUUGAGAUAAUAUUGGAUGUGACUAAAAUUAGAUUCGUUCCUUUUGGAGAGUGGUGUGAAAAGAAUAACAAACGUGAUGGUGGAAUAGCAUUUGCUGCGGAGAGGAGAAUUUGUGAUGCACCCCUAACAAAAGGGUUGAAAUUCCUUUUUUUUCUGUUUUAUAAUUCAGAAUGUCUUUUAGAAACAUGGAGUUGUUUAAACUCUGUGAAAUGGAUUCUCAAAUUCAGUGAUCUUCUUAUUUUAAUUUGGUAG